CCCUUCCUCCCUCCCGCCCCGCCCGGCCCACGAGCGCGGUUAGAGCUUGCGGAAAGGAGCCGCGGAGCCGCCGCCCGCAGUCCCAGACGCUCCGGCGCCGGGACAGAGCACCUCCGCACCAUUCUCGCUGCGCCCUCACCCGUUCGGCAAGAUGUCUGUGAAGGAAGGGGCACAGCGCAAGUGGGCGGCCCUGAAGGAGAAGCUGGGGCCGCAAGACUCAGACCCCACAGAGGCCAACCUGGAGAGUGCAGAGCCUGAGCUGUGCAUCCGGCUGCUGCAGAUGCCCUCCGUGGUCAACUACUCAGGCCUGCGCAAGCGCCUGGAGAGCAGCGAUGGCGGCUGGAUGGUGCAGUUCCUGGAGCAGAGCGGCCUGGACCUGCUGUUGGAGGCGCUGGCACGCCUGUCGGGGCGCGGUGUGGCCCGAAUUGCAGAUGCCCUGCUGCAGCUCACCUGCAUCAGCUGUGUGCGUGCGGUCAUGAACUCACAGCAGGGCAUCGAAUACAUCCUCAGCAACCAGGGUUAUGUGCGCCAGCUCUCCCAGGCCCUGGAUACAUCCAACGUGAUGGUGAAGAAGCAGGUGUUUGAGCUGCUGGCUGCUCUGUGCAUCUAUUCACCCGAGGGCCACGCACUGACCCUGGACGCCCUGGACCACUACAAGGUGGUGUGCAGCCAGCAGUACCGCUUCAGCGUCAUCAUGAAUGAGCUCUCGGACAGCGACAACGUGCCCUACGUGGUUACCCUGCUCAGUGUGAUCAACGCCAUCAUCCUGGGUCCUGAGGAUCUCCGCACCCGUGCCCAGCUGCGGAGCGAGUUCAUCGGACUACAGCUGCUAGAUAUUCUGACCCGGCUACGGGACUUAGAGGACGCUGAUCUCCUGAUCCAGCUGGAAGCCUUUGAGGAGGCCAAAGCAGAGGAUGAGGAGGAACUUCAGCGUGUUUGCGAUGGUGUCAACAUGAACAGCCACCAGGAAGUCUUUGCCUCCCUGUUCCACAAGGUGAGCUGUUCCCCGGCAUCAGCCCAGCUGCUGUCAGUGCUGCAGGGUCUCAUGCACCUGGAGCCUGCCGGCCGCCCGGGCCAACUGCUCUGGGAGGCCCUGGAGAACCUGGUGAACCGGGCUGUGCUCCUGGCCAGUGAUGCCCAGGCUUGCACCCUGGAGGAGGUAGUUGAGCGACUGCUGUCUGUCAAAGGGCGACCCCGACCAAGCCCCCUGGAAAAGGCCCACAAGAGUGUCCAAGCCAACCUAGGCCAGAAGCAGGACAGUUCCUCCCAAAACACUACUGCUCCCACAGCUAGUGGGGAAGGCCAGCAGCCAGCAGUGGCCUUUGCCUGCCAACAUGUGGGCAGCAUCCAGACCUCCAGCUGUGACAUAGCUCCACAGCCAGUGGUCCUCGAGCAGCGGAUAGCAGCCUCACCUCUACCUACCCCACCACUCUCCAGCUCUACCCCCGUGCUCCCGCCACCCCCACCCCCUCUGCCAGGCCCAGGGGCCACCUCUCCCCCAGCACCCCCUCCACCCCCACCCUUGCCACCCCCUUUGCCAGGCUCAGGGACCAUCUUUCCCCCUGCACCCCCACCCCCACCUCCCCUACCAGGCUCAAGGGCUGCAUCUGCCCCAGCACCUCCGCCACCUCCACCUCUGCCUGACUCCUCCAGGACCCCGCCCCCACCCCCGCUCCCUGGCAUGGGGUACCCACCUCCGCCCCCUCCCCCUCCCCCACUGCCUGGAACAGGCUGGACUCCUCCACCUCCUCCCCUGCCUGGUUCAUCGGUCCCCCCCAUGAUGGGUGGUGUGGAAGAGGUCAUUGUGGCCCACGUGGACCACAGCCUGGGCUCAGCCUGGGUCCCCAGUCACCGCAGGGUGAAUCCACCCACCGUGCGAAUGAAGAAGCUGAACUGGCAAAAGCUGCCGUCCAAUGUGGCACGAGAGCGCAACUCCAUGUGGGCCACACUGAGCAGCCCCUGCACAGAGGUGGUGGAACCCGACUUCUCCAGCAUUGAGCAGCUGUUCUCCUUCCCCACGGCUAAGCCCAAGGAGCCCUCUGCUGCCCCCACCAGGAAGGAACCCAAAGAGGUCACUUUUCUGGACUCCAAAAAGAGCCUGAACCUGAACAUCUUCCUGAAGCAAUUUAAAUGCUCCAAUGAAGAAGUCACCAGCAUGAUCCGGGCUGGUGACACAACCAAGUUUGAUGUGGAGGUUCUCAAACAGCUCCUAAAGCUCCUCCCAGAGAAGCACGAGAUCGAGAACCUGCGGGCAUUCACUGAGGAGCGGGCCAGACUGGCCAACGCUGACCAGUUCUACAUUCUCCUCCUGGACAUUCCCUGCUACCAGCUUCGGGUGGAGUGCAUGAUGCUGUGCGAGGGCACGGCCAUCGUCCUGGACAUGGUGCGGCCCAAGGCCCAGCUGGUACUCACCGCCUGUGAGAGCCUGCUCACCAGCCAGCGGCUGCCUGUCUUCUGCCAGCUGAUCCUCAAGAUUGGGAAUUUCCUCAACUAUGGCAGCCAUACGGGAGAUGCAGAUGGUUUCAAGAUUAGCACGUUGCUGAAGCUCACAGAGACCAAGUCCCAGCAGAGUCGCGUGACCCUGCUCCACCACGUGCUGGAGGAAGUGGAGAAGACCCACCCGGACCUCCUACAGCUCUCCCAGGACCUGGAGCCACCGUCUCAAGCUGCAGGAAUCAACUUGGAGAUCAUCCGCUCAGAGGCCACUGCCAACCUGAAGAAGCUUCUAGAAAUAGAGCGGAAGGUGUCCACCUCAGUCCCAGAGGUGCAAAAGCAGUAUGCUGAGCGCCUCCAGGGCAGCAUUGAGGCCUCUCAGGCACUAGACAAGGUGUUUGAGGCCAUUGAGCAAAAGAAGCUGGAGCUGGCUGACUACCUGUGCGAAGACCCCCACAAGCUGUCUCUCGAGGACACAUUCAACACCAUGAAGACCUUCCGAGACCUCUUCACCCGCGCCCUGAAGGAGAACAAGGACCGGAAGGAGCAGAUGGCGAAGGCAGAGAGGAGGAAACAGCAGCUGGCAGAGGAGGAGGCACGGAGGCCGAGGGGCGAGGACGGGAAGCCUGUCAGGAAGGGUCCUGGAAAGCAGGAAGAGGUGUGUGUCAUUGAUGCCCUGCUGGCAGACAUCAGGAAGGGCUUUCAGCUACGGAAGACUGCCCGGGGCCGAGGAGACGCCGAAGCAGGCAGCAGAGCGGCUCCAGCAGAUCCUCCAAAGGCCACAGAGCCUGCAACUGCCAGCAAUCCUAUACAAGGCACAGACCACCCUGCCUCAGAGCCAAGCUCGGAUACCACAGCAGCUGGCGAGCCACAGGGCUGGGACCUUGUGGACGCUGUAACCCCCAGUUCCCAGCCCUCCAAGGAGGAAGGUGGCCCCCCAGACCUAGAGAGGCGUUCUUCCUGGUAUGUGGAUGCCAGCGACUUCCUGGCUCCUGAAGAUACCCUGAAAGCCCAGCCCUGUGAGGGCGUCUGGCCAGUGACUCUGGGAGAUGAUCAGGCCCUGAAGCCCCUUGAGUUCUCUAGCAAUAAUCCUCCUGGAUUUGAGAGCUCACACCAGGACGCUAGGGAUCGUGAAGCCUCGAGGGAUGUCCACCAAGCCAAGGCUGACAGUACAAGUGACGGGCCAGAGGAUGCCACCGAGCGAGGCCACAGCCCCCUGCUCCCCCACACAGGCCCUGGAGAGGAUGAGGACACUCCGGAAUCUGCACUUGACACGUCCCUGGACAGGUCCUUUUCCGAGGACGCAGUGACAGAUUCCUCAGGGUCCGGCACCCUCCCCAGGGGCCGAGGCCGGGUCUCAAAGGGGAUGAGCAAGCGAAGGAAGAAGCGUCCCUCAAGGAACCAAGAAGGCCUCAGGUCCAGGUCCAAAGCCAAGUGAGUGUCGGCGGCGGCUCAGCACAGCAGCGGGUGCUGGGUGUGCCGCCUGGAGAGGCUCUUCGGAGCCGGGCUGGGACUGGGCCCCCGGGAAACUGAAACUCCGUGCCUUACCCAGCCAGGAUUCUUGGGAGCCUCUGCCAUUGAUGCUAGGACCUGGCCUGGCAUCACCCUGGACCACCUGCACGCUCGUAGCCUCACCAUCUGCUUUGCAAACCACUACCCACCCUGUCGCAUGCACCAUGGGGGUGGGAGGGAGGCUCCUGUCUGGCUCUAGGAAGAGAGAGGUGCAGGCACCUGUAAUGGACUAAAACACCCCCGCUCUGCCUCGGUGGCUCAGUUGAUUUUUAGCUGAGCACCAUUUUCUGCAUCUUUAUUCUGCUGUGGCUGAGUUGGGAAUAGUGACAGCCGACAGCCGAGGAAAGUUUGUUGGAAGUGCUGUGGGUAGUUCCUGGCUGGUUAGGCCCCAGGGAACAACAACAACAAAAAAAUUUCAUCUGAACAAUGGGUGGUGACCACAGCAUCUGCCAUCUCCCUUGGUGUCUGCCAGCAGGGAACGGGCUACCCCUGCUCAGACCCUCUGUCCCCAUUCUCAGGUGUGCACUGUUGAGUCUGCAGGCCAGCAGGGAUUUUAACCAAUAAAGUGCACCCGUGUCUGUCA
Molecule: messenger RNA, 4528 nt
Organism: Meriones unguiculatus (Mongolian gerbil)
Lineage: Eukaryota; Metazoa; Chordata; Mammalia; Rodentia; Muridae
Gene: Inf2
Product: inverted formin 2
Biological process (GO): actin cytoskeleton organization
Molecular function (GO): small GTPase binding; actin binding
Source: RefSeq, a predicted model, not a curated record